This is a messenger RNA of Myxocyprinus asiaticus (Chinese sucker), 2351 nucleotides long. RefSeq names its product G/T mismatch-specific thymine DNA glycosylase-like. The record is from RefSeq and is a predicted model, not a curated record. Gene Ontology annotation, molecular function: mismatch base pair DNA N-glycosylase activity. The coding region runs from base 149 to 1300 and encodes 383 amino acids. Gene Ontology annotation, cellular component: nucleus. Gene Ontology annotation, biological process: base-excision repair, AP site formation. The transcript has 11 exons. Lineage: Eukaryota; Metazoa; Chordata; Actinopteri; Cypriniformes; Catostomidae.
UUGCCUUUAGCUUUGUUGACAUUUAUACGUUCACUGGCUUCAUGCAUCAUAUGUAGCAUCAAUCUAGACCAUAUAUUUCUGCUCUUAAUACUGUUAUGUACCAGAAAAGGUCUGAAGAAUAUAUGUGGCAGUAAGACCACCAAUUAAGAUGGAAGAAAGGCAGUAUUCAUCUCUGACGGCUCCUAUGGAUUAUCUUCAGUAUUGGUACCAAACCAAUCAGGAGUUUCAGCCACAGCAAGUGCCGCAGUACCACCAGGUGGUUAACAAUGCCCAGUACACUGAAAGACCCAUGGAGGACAAAGUCAUGACUGAUUUAGCAGUACAUCAAGAUCCCUAUCCAGAUCAAACUCAACAGCCCAAUCAACUCUUUGUCCAGCCACCAGAUAUGGCCUUGCCACCAGCACCUCCGACAAUACCAUCAAAAGGAAAGAAAAGAGGGCGGCCUCCAAAAGGUGAAGGAAAGGAGCAAGCGCAGGCUGAAGACUCUCCAAAGAAAGCGAAGAGAACACUAGAUAGAUUCAAUGGAAUGUCUGUAGAAGAAGUCAUGGCUAGAAAGCUGCCAGACGUUAUCACCCAUAAUCUUGACAUUCUGAUUAUUGGAAUCAAUCCUGGACUGUUGUCAGCCUACAAGGGAAGGCACUACCCAAAUCCUGGGAACCAUUUUUGGAAGUGCUUGUUUCUCUCUGGGUUGACUGACGAACAGCUCAAUCACAUGCACGAUCAGACUUUGCCUGAUAGGUACAGCAUUGGUUUCACCAAUAUGGUGGAGCGGACUACACCAGGAAGUAAAGACCUAACAAACAAAGAGAUCCGUGAAGGUGGACACCAACUUUUGGAAAAGCUUCAGAAGUACAGACCGUUAAUUGCUGCCUUCAAUGGCAAAGGCAUUUAUGAAAUAUUUUGCAAGGAGAUUUUUGGAGUGAAGGCCAAGAACUUAGAAUUCGGUUUGCAGCCUUACAAAGUGCCAGACACAGAGACGGUUUGCUACCUGAUGCCAUCAUCAAGCCCACGUUGUGCCCAGUUCCCUCGUGCUCAGGACAAAGUGCACUUCUACAUUAAGCUAAAAGAAGUCAGGGAUCAGAUGAAGGGAAUGGUCAAGACUCAGGAAGUCCAAGAGACAAACUACUCUUUUGAUCUGGCUCUGGCCAAAGAGGAUGCCAAAAGAUUUGCAAUCAAAGAGGAACAGCAUGACCCUGGGUACGAGGAGACUUGUGGCCAUAGAUCAUGGGGGGAACCACAGCAAGUGUUUGGUGUUCAUUCUUCUAACAGGACAGGUACACACUCCCAUGUUCAUGGUUAACCUGGAAAUAGCAGGUAACGGACAACCGAUGGACAAUGCAGCCAUUUGCGGACUAAAUUCCAGACAUCAGAUGUAGCAGCAACAAUGGAACAACCUGAGAAAAGAGGUUAUUGGAGAAAGACUUAUGUUAUGUGCUUGUCUACACCGCAUGUACAGAGGAGGACCAACAAGAACUUUUUUUUUUUAUCAUUGAUAUUUUAUGUUUAUGUUUGUUUAUGUGUGCUUUCAAAUUUGUGUUUGGAGGAACAAUGCUGGGAACUUGAAAGCUGGACUGAACAUGAAUUGUCUGAUUGAGACAUUUGUUCAUUUUGUGCCUCUCUAUCCUUUUACUUCAAACAUUACAAGUUAAAUUACCCUGUUUAAUUUGACACAGUUUCACAUUUACUAAAUGUAUACAUUGUCUAUGGUACUGAAAUUAUUAUCUUGGAUGGAAAGGAUCUCCUAAAAUGUGCACAGAGACUGUCAGUGCAACAAAUCCCUAAUGCAAUCCACUGUUGGACUCUUGAAGUAGUAGUCUUCUAGAGGUGCAUCACUGUGCAUGACCUCCAUGCAUGGUUUAGAUGUAAUAUUGCAGAUGGCAUGCUCAGACAUUAUGGUGCUUAUUUAACACUUAAUCACUCAAUUUACCUCAAUUUGAAUGGUAUUUUAAGGCUUUUUAGAAUUGUGUUUUAUUGUAAUGGACGUAACCAGUGUGCAUAUCUGUUUGUGUAAUAAUUGUGUUUUGUACCAUUUGUACAUGUGUCGUUAUCUCAUAAUAACAAUCUGGCAUUGUUGCUGUGAGAAUGAAUUGUGUAUCAUGUAUGUCAUUUUGCAAGUUGUGUAUAUAUAUAUAUUUUUUUUUUCUUUUCUUUUUUUUUAUACGUUGGUAUUAGCCUACUGAUGGAUUGUUUUGGAAAAUAAAAGCAAUUGGUAAAAGCAAAAAUGAUGGAAAUUUGCUAUUUCUUUUCUCACUGGUAUAUUUGUACAUUGUACAUUUAUUGUGCAGCAAUUAAAAGCAAAACACAAACGUAACGUUCCACCAAAGUAGGCCCCACUUUAGUUAUUAGAGUUA